UUUCAGGUCUCCGACAAAAACCAAUGGAUUGAACUUGGAGAGGAGUUUAACUUUCCCAAGAGUUGUUCCAACGCUGCAUUUGCUUUAAAACAGUACUACCUGCGAUACCUGGAGAAGUAUGAGAAAGUCCACCACUUCGGCGAGGAUGAUGAAGAAGCGCAGCCGGGGAACCCCAAAGCCUCUCUUCCAAUCGGUGCAAUUCCUAACUCUUAUAACUACCAGCAACACGUUGUAUCAGACUAUCUUCGCCAAAGCUAUGGACUGUCUACGGACUUCGUUGCGCCGUGCGACUACAACAAACUGGUGCUGUCUCUCCUCUCGGGCCUCCCCAACGAAGUGGACUUUGCCGUCAACGUUUGCACUCUGCUUUCCAACGAGAGCAAGCACGCCAUGCAGCUGGACAAGGACCCCAAACUGGUCACGUUGCUGCUGGCGCACGCCGGCGUCUUCGACGACUCACUAGGCAGCUUCUCCGGGGUGUUCGGGAUGGACUGGAAGGAGAAAACCUCUCGGGACUUUGUCAGGUUCUGGAAAGAGGUGGUGGAGGACGCCGAAGUCAGGGAGCUCAUCUGGGACAAGAGCAGCCCGGCACAAGAUGGUACGUCGUGUGAGAGGCGCUGGCAGAGCAUCUUCCCCCCGCGGAACCCGGGCAUCAGCGACAUGGAGGCCCAGCGGGUGCUGCAGAUCGCCGUCAUCCUGCGGAACCUCUCCUUCGAGGAGGCCAACGUCAAGCUGCUAGCGGCCAACCGAACGUGCCUGCGCUUCCUCCUGCUCUGUGCCCACUGUAACCUCAUCUCACUCCGACAGCUCGGCCUCGACACGCUGGGCAACGUGGCUGCCGAGCUCCAGCUGGAUCCUGUCGACUUUCGGACGACACAUCUGAUAUUUCACACCAUUACCAAAUGCUUGAUGUCCAGGGACCGGUUCCUGAAGAUGAGAGCCAUGGAGAUCCUGGGUAACCUCAGUAAAGUGGAGGACAAUGGCAUGCUAAUCUGCGAGUACGUGGACCAGGACUCGUACCGGGAGGUCAUGAUGCUCCUCACCCUGCCUGACCUCAUGUUACUCAUGGCCUCCUUGGAGGUGCUUUACCUGCUGGCCCAGCUGGGGGAGAUUCCCUGUGGCAAAAUAGCCUCCGUGGACCACAGCAUAGACCUCCUGGUGCGGUUAGUCUCUGUUGACCUGCACACGUUCGGACCCGACGCCCUCACGGCCGUGCGGUUGAUCGAGCAUCAGGCCAACGCCGACCAGGCGGCGGAGGUCCGGCCGCAGCUGGUGGAGCAGGUGCCUGCAGUCAUGCAGGGCACGCCGGCACCGGUAACGAGGGUCCCAGUUCAAUCUGCUCAGCCUCCUCCCGGCAUCGUGGAACUGGACGGGGAGAAAUUCACACUGCAGUGGUUAAAUGCACACUUCGAGACCCACCCCGAGGGCACGGUGUCUCGAUCAGAAAUGUACUCUGAGUACCUGGCCACGUGCAGCAAAAUGGGACGGAGCAACAUCUUGAAUUCUACUGGCUUCCUCAAAUGUCUGCGAACCGUGUUCCCCAACCACACGAUGCGGCGGCAGGACGAGCAGAAGGCCAGCAGCCAGGUCCACAUCCUCCUGGUAGGCCUGCGGCGGAGGUCCAUCCCCCUUCCCAUCCAGUUGUACUACCAGCAGCCUCAGCAGAACCCGGCAGCAGCGCCUCCGCCUCCAGCAGCUCGGCACGACGUACCUGGAGACCCUCAGGCCCCUCCUCCAGGCUUACCCCCCGGGCACCCCGGUCUUGGACCUCAGUUCGUCCGGUCUGCGGGCUCCGGCGUCUCGUCCCCCUCACUGACUGCACAGGAGCCUCCUCACGUCGGCCACCAGACUGUUCCCCGUCAUCCGGUGCCUCCGCAGGUGUCUCCGCAGUUACCCCCAAAUCCUCUGGCAGCAGCGCAGCAGCAGCAGGUCCGACCUGGUCCGACAGUCCAGAUUCCGCCGUCGGCUCCGGCCACGCAGAACCACAGCCCUCAGAACCCGGCGGCCCCGCAGCAGCAGCAGCACUCCCCCAUGCUCCCCACAGGGACGCCUGUCACGCUAUUUCAGCAGGUACCGCAGGGCCACAUCCUCACCGCCAGGGUGCAAGGCGUGUGCCCCCCCCUCACCCAGCACCCGCCCCUGCCUCAAACCCCGCCUCUGUCCGGAGCCGGCCAGGCGGAGUCCGCGCCGUCCUCCUCCACCCAGGCGCCCAACUCCCAGGCGUCGCGCGUCACCUUUCAGAACAUCGCCCCCAAGCCAGCGCCAAGCCAGCCUGGACCAGCAGCCACGAUAGCGCCGACCAACCAGCAGCCUCAGCAGGCGCAGAGCGUAGUAAUAGUCGGUCCCAACCCCCAGCAGAGCCCCGCCUACUCCCCCGCCAUACACCAGAUCGUUCUCGCCAACCCUUCCGCCAUCCCGGGCGCCCAGACUAUCCAGAUAGCGGGGCAGCCCGGGGCCGCUUCCAGCCCCUGCCCGCCUCCUUCCUCCCACCCCAGCACGCAGGUCCAGCCCAAUCAGACUGUCAGCCACGCACUGUCCAUCAAACGGCACCAACAGCAGCACCAACAGCCGCCGCCCCUGCAGAUCCUGUCCCAGCCGCCCCCCUCUCAGCCUACCUCCACCGAGUCCAGCUUGAUCAAACAGCUACUGCUUCCAAAGCGAGGGCCUUUAACGCCGGGGGGAAGCUCAUCUGCCGCCCCCCAGGUGCCCCCUCCCAACAACACGAUAGCCCAGAGUCCGCAGGUCAUCUACCAGGCGGGCUACGCCAACCAGAGCCCCUCCCCUCAGCCCCCGCAGCUAAACGUGCAGCUGGUGCCGGGCCAGCUGCCGGCGGCCGCCGCGCCGGGCCUCCAGACGGUCCAGCUCCUGCCGGGCCAGCUCAUCUCCACCGGCAGCCCGGGGGGGGCCACCAUCAUCCAGAGCCCCGUGGCGUCAGGACAGGUCACCUUCACCGUGGUCCCCAACACCGGCUUCACCACCUCCGCCGCCGCCGUCGGCCCGGGAGCCGCGUCUCCUGCAUUCUCUACUGGAACUGUACCCCACCACGCCCCCCAGCCCCGCCUCCCCCUCCCCUCCCCCGCGCCGCCGCCUCCUCCUCCUCCACCACUGCCAGCUCCCCUCAGAGGAGACAAGAUCAUCUGUCAAAAGGAGGAGGAGGCCAAGGACGCCACGGGGCUGCACAUCCACGAGAGGAAGAUCGAGGUGAUGGAGAACUCCUCCUUGGCCGGCGGGGAUUCCUCCGGCGUCAAAACGAGUAACGGCGACGUCGCGGCGGGCGACAAGCUGCUAAACGGUCGGAAGUGCAUGGAGUCUAAUCUACCUCCAUACCACUCAGGGAACAGCCAGGGAGCGCUCAACGGCCCGGCCCCGGAGAGCCGCCCUGCUAACUGGAGGCAGGCCCUCUCUCCAGGCGCCAGCGCCCCGGCGGAGGGCAGCCCCGACCCCAAAAAGACUCUGGUCAACGGGGUGUGCGACUUCGAUCGGGGCGACGGCGGCGGGAACUUUAACAAAAACAUUCCAAAUCACAUUGCUUCCAAACAGUUCUUGGGGAACGGCGAGGUGGGCCCCUCCGAGAAGAGCCACAGCCUCGACCCUCCCCUCCCUCCUCCCCCCCAGCAGGACACUGCCAAAGCCCAGCAGGCCGAGCGCCUGGCCAACGGACCCCCGGCGCAAGGCAGCAGGCCUCCCUCGGAAUUAUCCAACGGACCUUUGGGGCCGGGCCACGCCACGCCGGUGCUGAGACAGCAACUGCUCCCCAACUCCCCCUGCCCCCCUCCCGCCGCCGCCACUGUUACCUCCCAGAGUCCCGCCGCCCCUCCGGCCAACGGGGUCGCCCCCGAGGCCCGGGGCUUCAAGAGGCCGGCCGAGAGCGAGGAGCGCAGCUCGGCGGCGGCGUCCUCGGGGAUCCCCAACAAAGUGGGCGUGCGGAUCAUCACCAUCAGCGACCCCAACAACGCCGGCAGCAGCGCCACCAUGGUGGCGGUGCCGGCGGGAACAGACCCAAGCACAGUAGCCAAAGUAGCAAUAGAGAACGCCACUCAGCAGAGGAACUGCUCACCCACACAGGCAGCUGGCACAACGCCCACGGUUACCCCGUCCCCGCCCCCCGCCUCCCAGCCGGCGCCGGCGGGGAGCCACAGCCCUCACCUCCCAGCACAGCAGACCUCCACGGCGGCUCCGGAGCCGAGCAGGAAAGCAGGGCAGAACUUCAAGUGUCUGUGGCAGUCGUGCAAACGGUGGUUCGAGACGCCGUCUCAGGUGUUCUACCACGCGGCGACGCAGCACGGAGGGAAGGACGUGUACGGAGGCCAGUGUCAGUGGGAGGGCUGCGAGCCGUUCCCCCGGCAGAGACUCUCCUUCAUCACACAUCUACAGGAUAAGCACUGUUCUCGAGAGGCUUUGCUGGCUGGACUCAAGCUGGAGGAGCAGCAGGCACAAAGUCCCAAUCAGACUUCUUCCCAGACGCCGCCAGCGGCAGGCAGCACUCCGGCACCGCGAGCACCGAAAGCAAUCGUACAUCCAAGCGCAGCUCUCAUGGCCCUCCGCAGAGGCUCUCGAAACCUGGUCUUCAGGGACUUCACCGACGAGAAAGAAGGACCAGUGACCAAACACAUAAGACUAACUGCUGCCUUAACGUUAAAGAACGUCGCCAAGCACUCGGACUGCGGUCGCAUGUUGGUAAAGCGGCAUGAGACGCACCUCUCCGUGCUGGCGCUCAGUAACAUGGAGGUCUCCACCACGCUCGCCAAAUGCCUUUACGAACUGACACGCUCGCUCCAGGCCUAACGCCAAACGGACAAGCUGGAGAGACCGCGCUCUCCCCCCCCUUCCUCCCCGUCCCUCUCGUGGGCGGAGCCAGCCGCCGGUGCAGCCGCGGCGGGUCGGCAGCGGGGGCGAGGAACCAAGGACGUCUGAGCCCGCUCCCGUCCCCCCCGACCUCCUCGCCAACCUGUGUUCAAACCCCCGACGCUCCUCCUCCAUCAACACGCAGGAGAAGAUCAGAAAAAAAAAAAAAACACAAACUGCCAUGGGGUCUUCCACCAGCUGCCCACCAGGGGGAGCUCUGAGACUGCUUCCCUGAGGGACUCCACCAACGAGACCCCGAACGAGCACAUUUCCUCUGUUGUCUUGUUUUUUUGUUUUGUUUUUUUUGUAGUCUUCUUCUGUUUGUUUCCUUGGAGUCCCGUGAAGCGGCGCGUGAGUGGCGGUCGACUGAAGCAUCCGGGUGGGCGGGGCCGCCGAUGGCGUCCCACGGGAUCGGGCAGAGGACGGCUCGGCCGGCAACUGGCAGAGAGAGAGUUUUUUUUUUUUUUUUUUUUUUUUCUUUAGAAACUUGGUAGCUUGGUUUUCUUACU
Molecule: messenger RNA, 5354 nt
Organism: Salarias fasciatus (jewelled blenny)
Lineage: Eukaryota; Metazoa; Chordata; Actinopteri; Blenniiformes; Blenniidae
Product: AT-rich interactive domain-containing protein 2-like
Biological process (GO): regulation of DNA-templated transcription
Cellular component (GO): SWI/SNF superfamily-type complex
Molecular function (GO): DNA binding
Source: RefSeq, a predicted model, not a curated record